Molecule: messenger RNA, 1922 nt
Organism: Panthera uncia (snow leopard)
Lineage: Eukaryota; Metazoa; Chordata; Mammalia; Carnivora; Felidae
Gene: MIS12
Product: MIS12 kinetochore complex component
Exons: 2
Coding region: 171-791 (206 amino acids)
Biological process (GO): protein localization to kinetochore; kinetochore assembly; mitotic sister chromatid segregation
Cellular component (GO): chromosome, centromeric region; nucleus
Source: RefSeq, a predicted model, not a curated record
GGAAGGAAGGUUGCUGGGUUUGGUGGAAGAGAGUGGUCGGGUCCUGGCCGGCAAAGCGAGGAGCGUCACGGCGCGUUGGGGUGGCGGUCGGGAAGCAGUGACGGCUUCCGGAACGGGGAGUGAGCGGCAGAUUUCUCACCGUGGAAAUUAACACAGCAGAAGUAGCCACGAUGUCUGUGGAUCCAAUGGCCUACGAGGCCCAGUUCUUUGGGUUUACGCCGCAGACGUGCAUGCUUCGGACCUACAUUGCGUUUCAGGACUACCUGUUCGAGGUGACGCAGGCCGUGGAGCAGGUUAUCCUGAGGAAGCUGGACGGCAUCCCGGGCUGCGAGAUCAGCCCCGUCCAGAUUCGUAAAUGCACGGAGAAGUUUCUUGGCUUCAUGAAAGGACGAUUUGACAGCCUCUUUGGCAAAAUGGAGCAGCUGUUUUUACAGUUGGUUUUGCGUAUCCCCCCAAACGUCUUGCUUCCGGAGGAUAAAGCCCAGGAGAUGCACCCUUGUGGUGAGAAAGAAUUCCAGCUUCUCCAGAGAGAAAUUGAAGAGUUGCAGGAGAGAUACAAGACUGAAGCACGCGCCCAGCAGGCCCUGCUCGCAGAACUGGAGGAACAGAAGAUUGUUCAGGCCAAACUCAGACAGACACUGGCUUUGUUUGACGAGCUUGAGAAUGCUGGCAGAGAUCAGGGGACCAGUGAUUUUAGGGAGAGCCUGGCGUUCCUGGUCCAGAACUCCAGGAAACUACAGAAUAUUAGGGACAGUGUGGAAAGGGAAGGCAAAAGACUGAAAGCAUCUUAACUUCUAGGCAGUAACAGGACCCGUCAGUAGAGUCACAGAGGAUUUAUGUCAAGGAUGAGUCUUACUCUAGCGAACCAUACGUUUCUCGGCUUUGCUCUGUUCGGGCUCUCUUGUACUCCGCAGCCCCCUCUUUUUUGGCCUGCUCUCCUGAGGUGUCCCCACGCCCGCCUGGGCUGAUCUCUGGAGCAUCUGUCCGUCCCUCAGAGACUCUAGUAGGUGGGAAGGGUCCCUGGUUCAGUAACAGCUCACCGCGGGGCGCGACUGAGGAGGCAGAGCCGGCUUGGCCCGUCAGGGAUGUUUCUAAACGUUCCGCCUUGGUCACGAGUCCUGUGUAACCUUGAUCCUUUUGACUUACUCUUUGGAUGCGAUCAAGUGAGAGAAGGGUUAAGUGGGUGGCUUCCUUAUUACCCAGCCACUGCCCCUGGAGAGAGCCAGCACAGACUGCCUGCCCGUGCCCGCCCCCGUGUCUUACGUGGGGAAGUUAGCCAAGGGACAGAAGCAAGCAGAAAACACACCCGUGCUCUUUAGUAAAGAGGAAAGAAGCUGUUUUUGUUCCUAAAAUAAAUCCUUUCGUGAUCAGGCUUUCAGUGACGGGAAACGGUUUGCUGUCUGGGAGCCCAGCCGUGGAAGACCGUGCGUGGACAAGGAACUGGCAGAUCUCUCCGGAAUAGAAAGGGAAGCCUGGAACGCAGCCAGUAGGAAGGUUUAUAUGAAAUGACCGCUAGGUAUUUAUAUCAUUUUUUCUCACACUUCAGUUAGUUUUGGAAUCUGCGCUGUGCCUAAUAUUUAAUUAUCUUAUUUAUUGACACUCCUAAGCAUCAAAUAUUUAGUUCCCGCAGUGGGAAAUUUUAGCUGUGUCUUGUGCUUAAAUUUAGUGGAGUCUAAUACUUUUCUUCUGUAACCCACGUACAAUGUCCUGUCCCCAGAGCAAGAGGAUAAAUAGUGCUGCUUGCCUGCCACGUCUUCCUAAAGAACAGGGUUUGGAGUUUCUCCUUUAUAUAGAAGAGGAACUCAGGGCAUUAAUAUUUGCAAUUAAAUAUUCAUAGAUUAAAGAUGCCUGUGUUUACCUGGGAUAUGUGUAUUAUCAAAGAGUCUUUUCUAGUCCUGUACAUUAAAUGCAUAUAUUUUAAA